AUGCCACGAAAGGACUCUUCAUUACGGAGUACUGCUGUUAGGAGCACAGGCGCGCAUCGCCAACGGGCCGAACAGGUCCCACUUUCUAGUUUCUUCGACAAUGAUUCUGCACGCGGUAACAACAUCCACACCAGGGAUAAUCAAUCCACGAGCGAUGUCUCACGCCUCACUUCGAGUUCUCACCAUUCAGAUAACCGCCUCUGGACUAAUAGUCUGCCACCCACCAUUCUAUCAACUAAGUACAGCGUGGAGCAUACCUCACUACUACAAGAUGUACGUCAACGCAUUUUAAAAGAGUCAGAAGAGGAGCGAGAGGCGCGAAGCCUCUCUCGAAGACAAAAUAGACAUUCAAAGCUGAAUCUACACCGACAGCGAGCUCUGCAAAUCGCCUUUGGUAUGGACGCUAGUGUUGGGGCAGCACCCGGUGGCGUGCGACGAUCGGCUGUGCGAACCGACAACGUAGACACAAGCAGCGGCUACACAAAUGAUCAAGAUGAACUAAUCGUUUCAUCUGUGGAAUUUUCGCUUGUCUGUCCUUACUCGAGGCUACCGAUGCGGUGUCCCGUGAGGAGCUGUGACUGUCGUCACUUGCAAUGCUGUGAGCUGGAGUCCUGGAUAGUGCUCAUGGGCAAAUACCGGUCGUUGCGGGACCCAAAGGCACCGUGUCCUGUAUGCGAGCAACGCGUUUCAGCUUCUUCACUUGAGGUGGAUUUUUGGAUGCAGAACGUAGUGGAGCAAAUGCCACCCGAUACACACUUAGUUGUACUCAACAUCGACGGAAGCUACCGCAGUGGUGACGAGUCUCGUGAGAAGCGAAAAGAGAGUAUGAUUACGGAUGUGAUAGAUGCGACACAGGGGGAUCUUGAUGGCCAUCUUAGCGAAGUUAUCGAUGACGGCAGUGACGACGAUUGGAACAAAGAUAACUGUGGAAAAGUCGAAUUCAAGUUUGAUUCAGUAUCGGGAAUAGGAGUCAAACGUGAUCGCACAGCAUCACAAUCCACUUGUACGAGUCCACUUGUUUAUGUCACUGCUAACGCCGCCGUGCUCUCUCAAGGACCCCAGGCUACAACAACGGUAGCAAAUAGUGUUGUGAAAACAGAGGUGACUAUGGUCUCGUUAGGGAUUGCAUCUACAACUACCACAGGACAAGCAGCUGGUAUUUCACAAGCUUCAUCUUCAGAUGACAACGGUGUGGUAGUUGUUCGUUAUGUUCAAGGGCGUACCUUACCAAGUCAGGUACGCCUCUGGGUUUCUUAUUGCAUGCACUGUGGUAAUGAACUUUCAAACUGCCAGAGUGUCCACACCGAGGUGUGCAGCCACUGCGGGUAUUGUGUCAAGGAGCAUCGAACUCUGGUUCGUCGCUUUCCUGAGAACCCUGCCGUGACAAUGGAGUUGACACCGGAUGACACCUUAAUACUCUGUGGUGUCGACGCUAUCGCCGCCUACCUAUAUCGAGCUGGCUUUCAACGCUACUUAGAGCCGCAAGAGCUGUUUGUGAUUACAGAGGCGUCUUUUCCGGCAGCUUUCCCAACUCCACAACGUCCAACUCGUAGUGUGUGGACCAGUGGUGCCCCACUUACACGAUUUGAGCUAGACUUCUUAGAGGCAUGCUGUGAACGUGUGGCUAAUGGUGAGGGGUUAGAAGAAGUCAGGGGUAUGAUGGUGCCGAAGCUUUUCCGAAUCCCAAGACUACGACGGUCAGCUUUGGAAUUUCUUACGCAACAAGCAAGGCUUGAACAUAAAGUCAUUUUUUCAAUGCAAACCCAGCCUUCUUUGACACCAUAA
Molecule: messenger RNA, 1785 nt
Organism: Phytomonas sp. EM1
Lineage: Eukaryota; Euglenozoa; Kinetoplastea; Trypanosomatida; Trypanosomatidae
Source: the annotation of a GenBank genome assembly